Suncus etruscus (white-toothed pygmy shrew) is the source of this 2959-nucleotide messenger RNA. RefSeq names its product upstream binding transcription factor (gene UBTF). NCBI's taxonomy places the organism in Eukaryota, Metazoa, Chordata, Mammalia, Eulipotyphla, Soricidae. The record is from RefSeq and is a predicted model, not a curated record. The coding region runs from base 341 to 2635 and encodes 764 amino acids. The transcript has 21 exons.
GGCGCUGCGCUUUGUGCUUUUCGCCGCGAGGAGCCGCAGGCAGCACAGCCACAGCGGCGGCAGCGGCGGCGGCAGCAGCAGCAGCAGCAGCCGCCGCCCCAGCGCCCGGAGGAGGAGCCGGGGCCGCUGCCGCCGCGGGAGGGAGCUGCGGCUGUGCCCGGCCGAGCGGGGGAGGGCGCCGCCGCGCACAGAGCCGGGGAGUGAGGCGCGGAGCCGGAGCAGGGAGAGUCCGGAGGCCGCGCCGUGCCGCGCCGGGGUGAGGUGGCUCUGACCCCCGGGGUGCCCGGCCAGCGCGACCCACAGACCGACUGAGGAGGUAGCUGGACUGGACGGCUGAACAAUGAACGGAGAGGCUGACUGCCCCACAGACCUGGAAAUGGCCGCCCCCAAAGGCCAAGACCGCUGGUCCCAGGAAGACAUGCUGACUUUAUUGGAAGCAAUGAAAAACAACCUCCCAUCCAAUGACAGCUCUAAGUUUAAAACUACCGAGUCACACAUGGACUGGGAAAAAAUAGCAUUUAAAGACUUUUCUGGAGACAUGUGCAAACUGAAAUGGGUGGAGAUUUCCAAUGAGGUGAGGAAGUUUCGCACCUUGACAGAAUUGAUUCUUGAUGCUCAGGAACAUGUCAAAAACCCUUACAAGGGCAAAAAGCUCAAGAAACACCCGGACUUCCCAAAGAAGCCCCUUACCCCAUAUUUUCGCUUCUUCAUGGAAAAGCGGGCCAAGUAUGCCAAACUGCACCCUGAGAUGAGCAAUCUGGACCUGACCAAGAUUCUGUCCAAGAAAUACAAGGAGCUGCCGGAGAAGAAGAAGAUGAAAUAUAUUCAGGACUUCCAGAGGGAAAAACAGGAGUUCGAGCGAAACCUGGCCCGGUUCAGGGAGGACCACCCUGACCUAAUCCAGAAUGCCAAGAAGUCGGACAUCCCUGAGAAACCCAAAACCCCCCAGCAGCUGUGGUACACCCAUGAGAAGAAAGUGUACCUCAAAGUGCGGCCAGAUGCCACUACGAAGGAGGUGAAGGACUCCCUGGGGAAGCAGUGGUCUCAGCUCUCGGACAAAAAGAGGCUGAAAUGGAUUCAUAAGGCCCUGGAGCAGCAGAAGGAGUACGAGGAGAUCAUGCGAGACUAUAUCCAGAAGCACCCGGAGCUGAACAUCAGCGAGGAGGGUAUCACCAAGUCCACCCUCACCAAGGCCGAGCGCCAGCUCAAGGACAAGUUUGACGGGCGACCCGCCAAACCGCCUUCGAACAGUUACUCGAUGUACUGCGCCGAGCUGAUGGCCAACAUGAAGGAUGUGCCCAGCACAGAGCGCAUGGUGCUGUGCAGUCAGCAGUGGAAGCUGCUGUCGCAGAAGGAGAAAGACGCCUAUCACAAGAAGUGUGACCAGAAAAAGAAAGAUUACGAAGUGGAGCUGCUCCGAUUUCUACAGAACCUGCCUGAGGAGGAGCAGCAGCGGGUUCUGGGGGAGGAGAAGAUGCUGAGCAUCAACAAGAAACAAGCCACCAGCCCAGCCUCCAAGAAGCCUUCCCAGGAAGCCGGCAAGGGCGGCUCAGAGAAACCCAAGAGGCCCGUCUCAGCCAUGUUCAUCUUCUCGGAAGAGAAGCGGAGGCAGCUGCAGGAAGAACGGCCGGAGCUUUCCGAGAGCGAGCUCACCCGCCUGCUGGCUCGCAUGUGGAAUGACCUGUCGGAGAAGAAGAAGGCCAAGUACAAGGCCCGGGAAGCUGCACUGAAAGCCCAGUCGGAGAGGAAGCCGGGCGGGGAGCGUGAGGACCGGGCCAAGCUGCCGGAAUCGCCCAAGAGAGCCGAAGAGAUCUGGCAACAGAGCGUCAUCGGCGACUACCUGGCCCGCUUCAAGAACGACAGGGUGAAGGCCUUGAAAGCCAUGGAGAUGACCUGGAACAACAUGGAAAAGAAAGAGAAAUUGAUGUGGAUUAAGAAGGCAGCCGAAGACCAAAAGCGAUACGAGAGAGAGCUGAGUGAGAUGCGAGCACCUCCAGUUGCUGCAAAUUCAUCCAAGAAGAUGAAGUUCCAGGGAGAACCGAAGAAGCCCCCUAUGAACGGUUACCAGAAGUUCUCCCAGGAGCUGCUUUCCAAUGGGGAGUUGAACCACCUGCCACUGAAGGAGCGCAUGGUAGAGAUUGGCAGCCGCUGGCAGCGGAUCUCCCAGAACCAGAAGGAGCACUACAAAAAGCUGGCGGAAGAGCAGCAGAAACAGUACAAAGUGCACCUGGAUAUCUGGGUGAAGAGCCUGUCUCCACAGGACCGAGCAGCAUAUAGAGAAUACAUCUCCAGUAAACGCAAGAGCGCGACCAAACUACGAGGUCCGAACCCUAAAUCCAGCCGGACUGCCCUGCAGUCUAAGUCGGAGUCCGAGGACGAGGACGACGACGACGAGGAGGACGACGACGACGACGAAGAGGAGGACGAUGAUGAGAAUGGGGACUCCUCCGAGGACGGCGGGGACUCCUCUGAGACCAGCAGCGAGGACGAGAGCGAGGAUGGAGACGAGAACGAGGACGAGGAUGAUGACGAGGACGACGACGAGGACGACGAUGAGGAUGAGGACAACGAGUCUGAGGGCAGCAGCUCCAGUUCCUCCUCCUCGGGGGACUCCUCGGACUCAGACUCCAACUGAGGCUUGGCCCCGGUCUGGGGCUCCCCUCCCCAACUUGCCACCUUUGUUUCUCCCUGCCAUGUUCUGACCCCUGCCCCGUGACCCCCACCCCCACUUUCUUUCCUUCUUUUUUUUUCUUUUUUAAAAACAAAACACGGUGGGGGGAGGGGCUGGCGGCGCCCCGGCCAGGACUCCACAGCCUCAGAGACUUUGGCCCCAGAGGCCCUGGGAGCCUCGGGAGCCUCCCUCCUGGAGCAGCCAUGAGACUGACCCGCCGCCUCGGCCACGGCCUGACCCGCCCUCCUCGGCAUGGACAACGGGCCCAGGAGCGGCUGGGGCCCAGGA